GCUUCCUGGUUUAUACAUAGCCUUCUUUCCCCGCAACCUAAACUCCGGCUUCGCGUAUACAGCUCCGCUAAGCCUUCCAGGUUAAUUGACUCCAUCUCUGUCUUCUUUGUUCAGCUCUGACUCUUCCUGUAUCUUCAACAGAGAAAUGUGGACUUCAAGUCCGCCACCACCCUACACUACUUCCGCAAUCCCUGCAGGCUUCCUGUUGCCAUGGCGACUGUGUACACAGCCAGUCAGCUAGCUGUUCUAGCUGCUUACAGAGCUCCCUCGAGUCGUUGCAGUUCUAGCGGUCGCUCUACCCGAGCGCCACUGCUUCGCGAGGUGAGCAGUGGUCACGAGCCGGUGGCGGCGUUAGCUAGAAUGGGUACUAGGAAAAAGGUUCAAACGUUUGUCCGAAUCAAGCCUACUGAUGACUUUGCUCAUGAAAUGAUCAAAUAUGGAGAAGACAACAAAAGCAUUGAUAUUCACUUGAAGAAAGACACCCGGAAAGGAGUUGUCAAUAACCAGCAGACAGACUGGUCAUUCAAGCUGGACGGAGUUCUUCACGAUGCCUCCCAGGACUUGGUUUAUGAAACCGUGGCCAAGGAAGCAGUUUCUCAGGCCCUUGAUGGAUACAAUGGUACCAUCAUGUGUUAUGGGCAGACUGGAGCUGGCAAGACAUACACCAUGACUGGGGCAACGGAGAAUUACAAGCACCGGGGUAUUCUCCCUCGUGCCCUGCAGCAGGUGUUUAGGAUGAUUGAAGAGCGCCCCACACACGCCAUCACCGUCCGUGUUUCCUACCUGGAAAUCUACAAUGAGAACCUGUUCGAUCUCCUGUCCACUCUGCCCUACGUGGGACCCUCAGUCACACCAAUGACCAUCGUGGAAAACCCUCAAGGGAUCUUCAUUAAAGGCUUGUCAGUGCAUCUCACCAGUCAGGAGGAAGAUGCCUUCAGUCUCCUCUUUGAGGGUGAGACCAACAGGAUCAUUGCCUCCCACACGAUGAACAAGAACUCAUCCAGGUCACACUGCAUUUUCACCAUCUACAUGGAGGCCCAUUCUCGGACCUUAUCAGAUGAAAAGUAUAUCACUUCCAAAAUCAACCUGGUAGAUCUGGCAGGCUCAGAGAGGCUCAGCAAGUCUGGGUCCGAAGGUAGAGUCCUAAAGGAAGCCACCUACAUCAAUAAGUCAUUGUCAUUCCUGGAGCAGGCCAUCAUUGCCCUUGGGGACCAGAAUCGGGACCACAUCCCUUUCCGGCAGAGCAAGCUCACCCAUGCCCUGAAAGACUCCUUAGGGGGAAAUUGCAAUAUGGUCCUCGUGACAAACAUCUAUGGAGAAGCUGCCCAGUUAGACGAAACGCUAUCUUCAUUGAGGUUUGCCAGCCGGAUGAAGCUGGUCACCACUGAGCCUGCCAUCAAUGAGAAGUAUGAUGCGGAGAGAAUGGUCAAGAACUUGGAGAAGGAACUGGCAUUGCUUAAGCAGGAGCUGGCCAUCCAUGAUAGUCUGUCCAACCGCACUCUUGUGAACUAUGACCCCAUGGAUGAAAUCCAGAUUGCUGAGAUCAACUCUCAAGUCCGGAGGUACCUGGAGGGGACGCUGGACGAGAUUGACAUAAUCAAUCUAAGGCAGAUUCAGGAAGUAUUCAACCAGUUCAGGGUGGUUCUGAGCCAACAGGAACAGGAAGUAGAGUCUGCUUUGCGCAGGAAGUACACUCUCAUAGACAAAAACGACUUUGCAGCCAUUUCUGCUGUCCAGAAGGCGGGGCUUAUGGAUGUUGAAGGUCACCUAGUGGGUGAGCCUGAUGGACAAAGCUUUGGACUUGGGGUUGCUCCUUUUCCUGUCAAACCUGGGAAGAAAGCUAAGACCAAGAAGAAAGACCAGUUCAGUUCCUCAGUAAGAAAAGAAGGUGCCAGUAGCCCUGUGAGUGGCAAGGAACUUGAUAUGGCUUCUGUCUCCAAGACCCAGCUGGUCCCAUCUUCCAAAGAUGGGGAUUUCAAAGACAUGCUUGCACGAGAGAGAGAAACGUCCAGCAUUGAGCCCUCAGACUCUCCAAAGGAAGAAUCGCGUGUACCCAGACCCAGCACCCCACCCUCUAAGCCUGUGGCCUUUGAAGAGUUUAAGAAUGAACGAGGUAGUGAGAUCAACCGCAUCUUCAAAGAAAACAAAUCCAUCUUAAAUGAACGGAAGAAAAGGGCCAGCGAGACAACCCAGCGCAUCAAUGCCAUCAAGCAGGAAAUUGAUGAGACCAAAGAAGCACUCAAUUUCCAGAAAUCACUGCGGGAGAAGCAAGGAGAGUACGAGAACAAAGGCCUGAUGAUCAUCGAUGAGGAGGAAUUUCUGUUGAUCCUGAAGCUCAAAGACCUGAAGAAGCAGUAUCGAAAUGAGUACCAGGAACUUCGAGACCUCCGGGCUGAGAUCCAGUACUGCCAGCACCUGGUGGAUCAGUGCCGCCAUCGCUUGCUCAUGGAAUUUGACAUCUGGUACAAUGAGUCUUUUGUCAUCCCAGAGGACGUUCAGUCAGCACUGAGGCUAGGCAGCAGCAUCCGGCCAGGCAUGGUGCCUAUCAACAGGAUUGUGUGUCUGGGAGAAGAUGACCAGGACAUGUUCAGCCAGCUGCAGCAGACUGUCCUGCCUGAGGGUCCUGAUUCCAUCUCCUUCUACAAUGCCAAAGUCAAGACUGAACAGAAGGCUUAUGGUAAAUCAGAUCAUCAUCGUGGCCUCAGAAGAGCAUGGUGGAAAGCUGCUUAUAUCAUCAACGUGCUCAAGCCGAAAAGGCCUGGGGUGGAUCAUGAUAAAUCCUACAGGCCAUAACCCCAGUGACCUACAUCCUCCAACCUGCUCCUACCUCUUGCGUCCCACCACCUUCCAAUAAUGCUACCAAGUUAUGAAACCACUGGUGGAUAAAUCUGUUGAUUAGCUCUCAUUUUCCUAUUACGUCUCAAUGAUCAGAUCUACCCGUGGAGACUAAGCUUGCAAACACAGGAACCUAUAUGCUUUAAGGUAUAUAGUAUAUAAAGUGCUUUAUAUCCAAA
Mastomys coucha (southern multimammate mouse) is the source of this 3014-nucleotide messenger RNA. RefSeq names its product kinesin family member 9 (gene Kif9). The coding region runs from base 211 to 2793 and encodes 860 amino acids. The record is from RefSeq and is a predicted model, not a curated record. Gene Ontology annotation, molecular function: microtubule binding; ATP binding; microtubule motor activity. The transcript has 21 exons. Lineage: Eukaryota; Metazoa; Chordata; Mammalia; Rodentia; Muridae. Gene Ontology annotation, biological process: microtubule-based movement.